Prosopis cineraria is the source of this 984-nucleotide messenger RNA. RefSeq names its product mitogen-activated protein kinase kinase 9-like. Bases 45 to 974 code for a protein of 309 amino acids. Lineage: Eukaryota; Viridiplantae; Streptophyta; Magnoliopsida; Fabales; Fabaceae. Gene Ontology annotation, cellular component: cytoplasm. Gene Ontology annotation, molecular function: ATP binding; protein serine/threonine kinase activity. The transcript has a single exon. Gene Ontology annotation, biological process: protein phosphorylation. The record is from RefSeq and is a predicted model, not a curated record.
UUCACUUCGAUUACCUUACAACGCAUCGUCUCUUUACUUCACAUAUGGCUGACGUUGUACGUGAACGUCGCCGCCCCAACCUUUGCCUGAGGCUGCCGGAGCCCUCCCUUUGCUUCCCCAUCCCCACCAUAUCCUCUUCCUCCGUCUCCUCCGCCGCAGACAUCACUCCCGACGACGUUGAAAAGCUUCAAGUUCUUGGCAAAGGCAAUGGCGGCACCGUCUACAAGGUUCGUCACAAGCGAACUUCUGCUAUCCACGCCCUGAAGGUCGUCCACGGCUGUUUUGACCCGAUGAUCAGCCGGCAGGUUCGGCGAGAGGUAGACAUCCUGCAACGGACGGACUCGCCAAACGUAGUAAAGUUCCACGGUUUCUUCGAGACGCCGUCCGGCGACGUCGCGAUUUUGCUAGAGUAUAUGGACUUGGGUGCGCUGGACACGCUUCUGAAAAACAACGGCACAUUAUCUGAAUCCCAAAUCGCAGCGGUGGCGCGUCAAGUUCUCCACGGGCUGAGCCAUCUCCAUGCGAACAAGAUCAUCCACCGUGAUAUCAAGCCGUCAAAUCUUCUAGUGAAUCAGAAUAUGGAAGUAAAGAUCAGCGAUUUCGGAGUCAGCAAGGUCUUGUCUCGGACGUUGGAGCCAUGCAAUUCAUACGUCGGUACAUGCGCGUACAUGAGCCCGGAACGGUUCGACCCGAAUAGUUAUGGCGGGAAUUAUAACGGGUUUGCGGCUGAUAUAUGGAGCUUGGGUCUCACGCUAUUCGAACUCUAUUUGGGUUAUUUUCCACUUCUACCGGCGGGUCAAAGACCCGAUUGGGCCUCAUUGAUGUCUGCCAUUUGUUUCAACGAACCACCAACCUUGCCAGAGAGUGCGUCCGACGAGUUUCGGAGUUUCGUGGAUUGCUGCUUGAAGAAGGAAUCGAGUGAGAGAUGGACAGCGUCGCAGCUUUUGACCCACCCGUUUAUAUGUCAUCAAUAGCCCGGGAACC